UCUGUCAACUCUCAUUGAGAAAACACCCUGGACAAUCUUUGUGAGCGCAGUAACUGGCCCAGAGUGUGUCUAUACACGAUACUCCCCGCUGUACCAAUAGCCCGGCCUGCGGGAAAAACACAAUACCCAGUUUGUUCCUUCUAUUCUAUACCGAGUUCAUGAGAAAGUUCUCACUUGAGUGAAAGACACCUGACUGAUUGAUUCUCCGAGCACGUCGUGCAGAUUUGACAGGUAAAGACUGUAGGAUUGUGACCGCGCGGCUAAUCUUGACAGGAGCUGUAGCAACAGUGAUCAAGUGAUCGGAUCAGGCCCAACCGGAGUUGACUACUUGCAUACUGGGAGAUCCCGGCAGAGAAGAAAUCUUCCGGUGAGAUACCUACCAGGAGAUGCGGAUACUGAUAAAUAAUUAUCUGUGAUUGGACAACACGUUGCUGUCACGUUGAUAAGUACAAGGAAGCUUGUAUAGCGAGAGACAGGUAUCUUGAUACGUAGUCGGGAUUAGAUUACCAGAUUGGUGAAACACGACGCGCUGCCAGUCAAAGACCGUCUCCUGAAGAUUUUACUCAGUACACUCGACUUAAACUAUGAGGAGUGUCGUCGGUAGUGUAGAAGAGGGCGUCAGUGCCACCAUUUUCGAUAACAACAACGUCAGUAGCAAGCCCAUGGCAAGUGUCGUCUGCGACGAGCACGUGCAGAUCGUGAAAGACGUGCAGGCAGCCGAGAGCGUUCAUCUGCCCUCAAGGUAUAAGAAGAGGCUGCAGCAAAGAGGGAAAGAAGCGGCCGACGAUGAGGAGAAAGAUCUGGAGUCGCGAGAGAAAGACCUUGGGGUGGCUCUCAAGUGGAUCAGACAGGAAAUACUGCAGAUGAAGGAGCAAGACAAAUCUCUCCUGAAACAGUUCAUCGAGCUCCGGGCGAACAUCCUCCAGUUGAGAUGCAUGUACGAGUACCACUCCUCCAACUCCGAUGUCAGCAGCUUGGAGGGCAGCACCGCGUCCCUUAACGACGCCCACAAGCGACGGCACAAGUUGCCCCGUUGCGACAGUGACUUCACCUCUCGCACCAAGUCCCUCCUGUCUCUACAAGGCUCCCCCAGGUGUACCCGGAUCAAGUGGAGAAGUGACGAGUACAUCUGAACACGAAUGGGUGCAAAUCUGGUAUCUCAUAUUUCACCUUGCUUGAGCUGUGAUGGUUGAUGGUUGUAGAUGCAUCCCGGCGUGGACAUCAGUGUUUAAGGAUGCACCCGUGGCACAGCAGCGUGUGAUGGACCAACCAUCAACCUCCCAUUACCGGACACCUGGAUGCAAUCUGGAAGGACCCGGAAGUCGCGUGUUGCUGACUUCUUGGUGUUGCUGAAGUUCUAGAACGUUGCUGAACAUUCAAACUCAAUGGUGCCGUGCAUGUUAGAUCAAAGACAACCAUGUAGUUGAGAUCUCAUUUGUUUUUUCUAUUCUUUUCUAUCGGUUUUACUGUUUACUUUUGCGGUAUUGUGGUGGAUACAUCAGUUCCUAACUUCGGGGCAACAACUGCCACAGAUCUAGGGAGGCAUGCCGGUAAAAAAACAUUCCAUGUAUUAGAUAUUCAAAGACCUUGCACUUAUCUAACCAACGUGCAAGGGUACCCAACGUGCUGGGGUAACGGACACACAAGAGAAACCAACGAAUCCAGAAGCUUCCCGCCAUACUACUGAGUCUGAAUUGUCUGCAUUGCUGUCUGCAGACAUGCCCAGAUUAUUGAUGAUGUAGGAGUUCUACAUGCCUGACGGGGCUGGUUGGCUGGUCUAACAUCAUGGUGCACCAAGCAUCUAGAUCUCGCCCCUGGACUUUGUUGUGCAGCUGACGUUAUGAAUUCCAUACAUGUGUGUGAGAGAGAACCUAGUAUUGACAGUGUUUGUUAUGUUGAAGAUGGUGCUAUGUCAGUUUCAUGUUUGCAAAUACAAAGUUUAUUCAAUAAAUUAUUGCCAUGACUU
This is a messenger RNA of Haliotis rufescens (red abalone), 1966 nucleotides long. RefSeq lists its product as uncharacterized. The transcript has 2 exons. Bases 585 to 1133 code for a protein of 182 amino acids. NCBI's taxonomy places the organism in Eukaryota, Metazoa, Mollusca, Gastropoda, Lepetellida, Haliotidae. The record is from RefSeq and is a predicted model, not a curated record.